Molecule: messenger RNA, 3432 nt
Organism: Jaculus jaculus (lesser Egyptian jerboa)
Lineage: Eukaryota; Metazoa; Chordata; Mammalia; Rodentia; Dipodidae
Gene: Exoc4
Product: exocyst complex component 4
Exons: 18
Coding region: 30-2957 (975 amino acids)
Biological process (GO): Golgi to plasma membrane transport; exocytosis; chemical synaptic transmission
Cellular component (GO): exocyst; growth cone membrane; synapse
Source: RefSeq, a predicted model, not a curated record
GCCCACCUUGCUCUCCCUCCGGUAGCAAGAUGGCGGCAGAAGCAGCCGGUGGGAAAUACAGGAGCACAGUGAGCAAAAGCAAAGACCCCUCGGGGCUGCUCAUCUCUGUGAUCAGGACUCUGUCUACCAGCGAUGAUGUUGAAGACCGAGAAAAUGAGAAGGGUCGCCUUGAGGAAGCCUAUGAGAAAUGUGACCGUGACCUGGAUGAGCUGAUUGUGCAACACUACACAGAGUUGACGACCGCCAUUCGCACUUACCAGAGCAUCACGGAGCGCAUCACCAACUCCCGCAACAAAAUCAAGCAGGUAAAAGAGAACCUGCUUUCCUGCAAGAUGCUGUUGCAUUGCAAACGGGAUGAACUUCGGAAACUGUGGAUCGAAGGAAUCGAACAUAAGCACGUGCUGAACCUGCUGGAUGAAAUUGAGAACAUCAAGCAAGUGCCUCAAAAGUUGGAGCAGUGCAUGGCCAGCAAGCACUACCUCAGUGCCACCGACAUGCUGGUGUCUGCAGUGGAGUCUCUGGAGGGUCCCCUGCUCCAGGUGGAAGGGCUCAGUGACCUCAGACUGGAGCUCCACAGCAAGAAGAUGAACCUCCACCUGGUUCUCAUCGAUGAGCUGCACCGGCACCUCUACAUCAAGUCCACCAGCCGAGUUGUGCAGCGAAACAGAGAGAAGGGGAAAAUGAGUUCUCAUGGGAGAGAAGCAUCUCCUGGUCCUCUGAUUGACGUUACAAACUUCCCAACUCCACGCAAAUUCCUAGAUGCCUCUCAGUUUUCUCCUGCUGGCAGUUCAAGUGCAAGGGAGAUCAACCUGCAGGACAUCAAAGAAGACAUGGAACUGGACCCAGAGGAGAAGAGCACCCUCUUCAUGGGCAUCCUUAUCAAGGGGCUGGCCAAGCUAAAGAAGAUCCCAGAGACAGUGAAGGCCAUCAAGGAGCGCCUGGAGCAGGAGCUCAAGCAGAUUGUAAAGAGGUCGACCACCCAGGUGGCUGACAGUGACUACCAGAGGGGAGAGAACCUCACUGUGGAGAACCAGCCAAGGUUGCUUCUAGAGUUGCUGGAGCUGCUGUUUGACAAAUUCAAUGCUGUGGCCAGUGCACACUCUGUGGUCCUGGGGUACCUGCAGGACUCUGUUGGGACCCAGCCACCACAGCAGGAGGAGGUCAAGUUGUAUGACAUGGCAGAUGUGUGGGUGAAGAUCCAAGAUGUGCUGCAGAUGCUGUUGACCGAGUACUUGGAUAUGAAGAAUACUCGGACAGCUUCAGAGCCAUCAGCUCAGCUCAGCUAUGCCAGCACUGGACGGGAGUUUGCUGCAUUUUUUGCUAAGAAGAAACCACAAAGGCCCAAGAAUUCGCUUUUCAAGUUUGAGUCAUCCUCCCACGCCAUCAGCAUGAGCGCCUAUCUGCGAGAACAGCGGAGGGAGCUCUACAGCCGCAGUGGAGAACUGCAAGGGGGUCCUGAUGACAACUUAAUUGAAGGUGGAGGAACAAAGUUUGUCUGCAAACCUGGAGCCAGAAACAUCACCGUUAUAUUCCAUCCAUUACUAAAAUUUAUUCAGGAGAUAGAGAAUGCCCUGGGACUUGGCCCUGCCAAGCAGUGUCCUCUUCGAGAGUUUCUCACUAUGUAUAUCAAAAAUAUUUUCCUGAAUCAAGUCUUGGCUGAGAUCAACAAGGAGAUUGAAGGAGUCACAAAAACAUCUGACCCCUUGAAGAUCCUGGCUAAUGCAGACACCAUGAAGGUGCUGGGGGUGCAGCGGCCUCUCCUACAGAGCACCAUCAUUGUGGAGAAGACCAUGCAGGACCUCAUGAACCUAAUGCAUGACCUGAGUGCAUAUUCAGAUCAGUUCCUGAACAUGGUGUGUGUGAAGCUCCAGGAAUACAAGGAUACCUGCUCUGCAGCUUACAGGGGCAUCGUCCAGUCGGAAGAGAAACUCGUCAUCAGUGCUUCGUGGGCCAAAGAUGACGACAUCAGCAGACUCCUGAAGUCACUCCCCAACUGGAGCAACAUGGCUCAGCCAAAGCAGCUGCGGCCCAAGAGAGAAGAUGAGGAGGAUUUCAUAAGGGCAGCCUUUGGCAAGGAGUCUGAAGUUCUGAUUGGGAACCUGGGUGACAAGCUAAUCCCUCCGCAAGACAUCCUCCGUGACGUCAGCGACCUCAAAGCCUUGGCCAACAUGCACGAGAGUCUGGAAUGGCUGGCAGGCCGAGCAAAGUCAGCGCUCGCCAAUCUUUCCACGUCCCAGAUGCUUUCUCCAGCUCAGGAGAGCCACGUGAACAUGGACCUGCCCCCGGUGUCCGAGCAGAUCAUGCAGAUGCUAAGCGAACUUGCCAGGUCUUUCCAGGAUAUGGCUGACCGUUGCUUGCUGGUCUUGCAUCUGGAAGUGAGAGUUCACUGUUUCCACUAUCUCAUCCCUCUGGCAAAGGAGGGGAACUACGCCAUCGUGGCCAAUGUGGAAAGCAUGGAUUAUGACCCUCUGGUGGUCAAGCUCAACAAAGACAUCAGUGCCAUGGAAGAGGCCAUGAGCGCCAGCCUUCAGCAGCACAAGUUCCAAUACAUCUUUGAAGGCCUGGGACACCUCAUCUCCUGCAUCCUCAUUAACGGGGCCCAAUACUUCAGGCGCAUCAGUGAGUCUGGCAUCAAGAAGAUGUGUCGGAACAUUUUUGUCCUUCAACAAAAUUUGACCAACAUCACAAUGUCACGGGAAGCUGACCUGGACUUUGCAAGGCAGUACUACGAGAUGCUGUACAACACGGCCGACGAGCUCCUGAACCUGGUGGUGGACCAAGGCGUGAAGUACACGGAGCUGGAGUAUAUCCACGCCCUGACCCUGCUGCACCGUAGCCAGACGGGAGUGGGGGAGCAGAGCACCCAGAACACCAGGCUGCAGCGGCUCAAGGAGAUCAUCUGUGAGCAGGCCGCCAUCAAGCAAGCCACCAAAGACAAGAAGAUAACCACCGUCUGAAGGAGUGUGCUCCCUGCGGGGAGGGGCACUCUGUCCUCAGUCCCACACGGUUCUUUCUUUGGUCUGUUACUUGGAGUAGUCAGGGCUCAGUUUUAUCCACACCCAGGCAUUAAUGGAUAUGAGGAUUGUUUUCCUGCUUAGUUUUCCCUUUCACAUGAAGUCUGAAGGAAGUUUUCAGUUUUCACAACUUUAGUAUAGCGUAUUCCCAUGGGGUCAGGGUGGGAUGGGGAAGAGGGGGUUGGGCUCUGAGAAAGAAAGGAAGGAAGGAAGGAAUUACUAAUGCUUUGUGUCCAAUAUAUGUAAAACUCUAGCUUUGGGGAGCUGAUGUCCACCUAAGUUUUAGGAUCCUCCUAAAACCACUCUUUAGGGCUGCAUUACAGAAACAGUGGGAUUUUCUACUCUCUGGACUUUGCAAAAUAAGUGUGUGUAUUGCUUUCUCUCUGUUAUCUGAAUCAAAUAAAUGGCUUCUCAGCUG